Xenopus laevis (African clawed frog) is the source of this 1069-nucleotide messenger RNA. It is a transcript of the gene h2ax.L, whose product is annotated as H2A.X variant histone L homeolog. Gene Ontology annotation, cellular component: chromosome; nucleus; nucleosome. The transcript has a single exon. NCBI's taxonomy places the organism in Eukaryota, Metazoa, Chordata, Amphibia, Anura, Pipidae. The record is from RefSeq and is a predicted model, not a curated record. The coding region runs from base 598 to 1017 and encodes 139 amino acids. Gene Ontology annotation, molecular function: protein heterodimerization activity; DNA binding; structural constituent of chromatin.
UUAAUUCUCAGUCUGCGCCUUUCUUCUCUGGCUGUGGGUGCAUUUGUGCGGAGGAUUUAUGGAAAGUCAUGUGUGUGAGCUAGAAAACCAAUAAUUCUGAACUAUGUUCUCCCAGGCCAGGUAUUUAUGGAAAAGCAGAUCUGCGUUUGCGCAGAAAAUAGAAAUAUGCAGAUUGGGCCUAUCCUGUUGGUUCGCAAACACCAAGGGUAUGAAAAAGGUUUUAAGCGAAAUGCAACAAACAUUAUUAUUUUAAGCGCAAUUUCAAAUUACUAAGUGAAUUAAAAUGGUUCGAAACGAUAAUACCCUGAGGGCGGUUUAAUCGACAAUGUAAUUUUGCGUUUAACCUGAAAACUCUCCCGCGCUGAUCGCCGAUUGGCCAUCUAGUUUGAACGAAUGUUUAGGAUCAGAAUCAGCCAAUAAGCAGCGCAUACAUUGGCCACGCCUACUGAAGAGUGUUCUGGAACGCAGCCCUCUUUUUAAAAAAGGACCAAUCAGUUACGAGCUCCGUAAAGUAUAAAUGCCGUCAUAGUGACGUUAAGCUCACAUUCUCCGGAGAUCGUCUACGAUUUUAGGGUGAAGUGGAACUUAAGUUAAAAGAUGUCUGGCAGAGGAAAAGCAGUCAGCAAGACUAGAGCCAAGGCAAAGACUCGCUCAUCCAGAGCUGGGCUGCAGUUUCCUGUAGGUCGUGUUCAUCGUUUGUUGCGGAAGGGGAACUACGCUCAGCGAGUGGGUGCUGGGGCGCCGGUUUACUUGGCUGCAGUACUUGAGUAUCUCACCGCAGAAAUUCUGGAACUCGCUGGAAAUGCGGCUCGGGACAAUAAGAAGACUCGUAUCAUUCCCCGCCAUCUACAGCUGGCCGUGCGCAAUGAUGAAGAGCUAAACAAAUUGUUAGGAAGAGUGACCAUUGCCCAGGGAGGCGUUCUGCCCAACAUCCAGGCUGUCUUACUGCCAAAAAAGAGUUCAGGUGGUGCUUCGACUUCAGGCAAGAAGGGCUCCCAGCAAUCCCAAGAAUACUGAGCCGACAGUAAUAUCGCUUCAUUUUAUUCCAAAGGCCCUUUUAAGGGCCACU